AUGACGCACAUGGCCACGUCACUCGAAGGUGCCUCGAGUGCGAGGGGCACAGGGAAGGCCGCAUGCCGCAACGCCGUGUCGUUCGAGCGCAUGUCCCUCGUCAUCCUGUUCGUUACGAUGCUUAUCUUUCUCGGCGGCACCUUCUUCAUGACGCACAAGCGCCGCAUUCCACUGCCGUACACGGUGGUGCUGUUCCUGUACGGAAUCGUGGUGGGCGUGGUGGCUCGCUGGCUGUACCCUGAAGUCGCGGAGGCUCUUGGAUCAAUCCCGCCUGAGCUGCUCUUCUACAUUUUUCUGCCAGUGCUCAUAUUUGAGGGCAGCUAUGCCAUGAACAUACAUGCUCUGCGCCGCGUCUUUCCACAGGUGGCGCUGCUUGCCACAGUCGGCGUCCUCAUCAACACGGCACUUCUGGCGGUACCGGUGAAGUUGCUUUUCCAUACUUGGUCGUGGUACACGGCACUGCUGCUAGGCUCGCUGCUUUCUGCCACGGACCCUGUCGCGGUUGUCGCGCUGCUGAAGGAGCUGGGAGUGGACAAGUGCAUGACGGCUAUGGUGGACGGCGAGGCUGUCAUGAACGAUGGCACGGCGAUCAUCCUCUUCACUCUUCUUCUCCCUGCUGCGCACGUCGGCUUCGUGGACAUGUCGCCUGGGAUGAUCGUUGUACGGUGCAUCUGGCUGGGGUUGCUGCCCAUCGCACUCGGGCCGCUCUUCGGCUUCCUCCAGUCCUUCUGGUUGCGUCGCACCAGUGACGGCCUCACGAAGGCGUGCAUCACCGUGUCUGUAACGUACGUGUCGUACUACGUCGCCGCGGAGAUGCUGGGUACGAGUGGCGUUCUGACGCUAUUCUUCCAGGGCAUCUUUCUGAGCUACUACUGCCCCUCGCUCUUCCCUGGACGCGAGGGCAACAUCAUCUCCUCCGCGUGGGAGUUCCUGGUCCACCUCGGGAACACGGUGCUCUUCUCUCUCGUCGGCGUCAUCCUGGUCGCGGAUGUGCUGCCCACUGUGAGGCUCUUGGACAUCUUUGUUCUCGUCGCGCUGUACAUCGCCAUGAUGCUGUCGCGCCUUCUGAUGCUGGAGGUGCUCUCGCCGGUGCUGAACAUGUUCUCCUACAAGUUUGAUCAGAAGCGGAUCGCGCUCAUGGUGCACGCCGGACUGCGCGGCGGCGUCGCUGCGACGCUGGCGAUCGCUGUGAUGCAGGAGGGCCUCAAGGAGGGCAUCGACAUCUUAAAGGUCACGUCCGGGAUUGUCCUGCUGACGUUACUGGUAAACGCGUCCACGUCGGCCACCGUUGUGGAGCGGCUCGGCUUCAAGACGAAGGCGGAACAUCGGAUUGUAACGAUGGAAUACGCGAUAGAGCGCAUGCGCAGCGCGCAGGAGCACGCGCUGGAGGGCUUGAAGCGCGACAUCAAGUACCGCAAUGCAAGCUGGAUGCAGGUGGAGAAGUUCGUGCGGCACUACAUCCGCAACCCGUUCCGCGACACGGCUGUGGAGCCAGAGGAGGACGAGGAGAAGAUGGUGAACCGAAUGCUGAUGUCGGCCUUCAAGACGGCGCUGUGGCUGCAGCGGGACAAGGAGGUGAUCACCGAGACGGUCGUUGUGCAAAUGGGCACGUCCCUCGCCAAACUCAUCGAGAGAGGUGAGCUACUGGAUGUGCAGCAGAUGUACUGGUAUCACCGUCGCCGCGGCGGUAGCAAUGGUGAGGAGGAGCGGCCAAUCGCGGCCCAGGUCUCGCCCCCGCAGGGGCGGAGCCACUCGCCCAACAUGUCGACCCCCAGCAUCCACUACGCGACACAGCAACCCCAGCAGCUCAGCACAACGCAGCCGUGGCGCAUGCGGCCUCACACCGACGUCACCGUUGAGGGCGAAGCCGCGGCCGUGUCAGAGAGUCUAGAGGAAAUGCAGAACCGCCCCUCGUGCACCCCAAGCGUGACAGGGGCGAGCCAGCCCGCGGGUGGGUCUAGCGUCAGGGCUAGUGGUAGCGACGAACACGCUGGCUUAGCGGUUGAUGUGACGAGCCUGCCAUCGCACUAUCUCGGCGGCGACGCGGCUGAUGAGGGCGAGAAGGCGGAGACAAAUCGGAUGGUUAACAACCUCAUGCGUCGCCUGCUGCCUGCCUGGGUGGUGCUCGUCGAGCGCUUCAUCUGCAGGCCAGGCUACUUCGCGGCGGCGCACCGUCGUGCGCAGGAGAACGCGUUCGUCGCGCUGCUCGCUGUCGUCAAGUGUCUGACUGCCAUCUCGCCGCUCAAGUUUAAGUUCAUCAGGUCGGAGGCGCAGGCGCGGCGGGUGGAGCGGUGGGUGACGACGCAGAUUACCGCGGCCAAUCGCGCCAUUCGCUUCUUCUACAUCCACUUCCCGGAGGCUACGAACAACGUCGCAAGCAGCCGCGCCGUCGUCUCGGUCGCCAACGCACUGGAGGAGACGGUGCACAAUCUAAACGCCGAGCACGGCUUUGGGACGCGGGCGACGGAGGUGCUGGAGGAAAUGGUGGCGUGCAUGCGCUCUCGCAAGCCGUCGACGUGGGAGAACAAUGCGUCGCAGAACGAGAGCAAUCUUGUGCUGCGCGCCGUCGCGGCAACCCCACUCGGCAAGGGGCUGCGCAGUUUGGAGAUCAAGGCAAUCAGCUCCAUGGGUCUCGUCCGCAAGUUCCGCGAGGGUGACAUCAUCACACUGCCCGACAACGCAUUCCUAGUCGUCGUCUUUGGGAGCCUGCGCGCCGUCUAUGGGCAGUGGACUACGCUCACCGAGCAUGAGCAGAUGGAAAGCUUCGGUGAUACGGUCGGCCUCGAAGCCCUCCUGUUGCCCCAGGAGUUUCGAGUGGACCAGCAGCGGCGCUGGCGCGUCAUCUCGACCGACUCUACAGCGCUGAUCAUUUCGUUUAACAGCAUCAAGCCGUUCCUGACAGAACGCUCCUUGCGCGCGGUCAAGGCGCUCUGGCGUGCGGCAGCGGCGGAGGUGCUGAUGCCCUUCUUAUCUCGUAUCGUGACAGUUCCGGAGAACGAGGCGCGCACCAAACGGGAGCACUUGAUGGAGCUCAUCAUGGCUGGCACCCCCCUCAUCGGCCCUCGCGACUGCGAUCUGGCGAGCUGUGAAACGAACUUCCACUUGUACUUCUACCUCCGCGGGUGUGACAAGUCGGGGCUGUUCAACUGCCACACACCCCCGUGCUACCUCUCCAUCUUCUACGUACAUCAGCUGCGCUGGGUCGACCCUGACGCGGUGCUCUACGCGGUCCCCAUGCGGGUUGGAGAUCGCGGCUACGUGCCGUGGCCCACGACUGCCACGACAGCUGGCGCAUCCGGUGAGGAUGAGCGGGAAGACGAAAGUAGCCUCGAGGAGGCAGAAGAGCUCGAGGGCGUGGAGGCCUCCGCCCGGCGCACUUCACCAUCCCUGUGGACUGCCGCAGGCCGGUCAUCGGCUGCCGUCUGUCCGUCGGUGUCUCUGCAGCCGUCGCUGCCUGCAACGAGGCCGCAGUGCGGCGCGGCAGUCGACGAGCUGUUGCCCGUUAGUGCGCAGUGCGCGAGUGCGUGGGGCGGCGAGGUGGGGCGAAAUCAUCACAACGACGCACCCGACUCUAUGGAACCGAACUUGGUGCACUCCUCGAUGGCCCACGGCGACCGCGGCGGCGGGGCAGGGGCGUUCUUCACGAGGAACAUGGAGAGCGAUGGCGUGACACCGCCGGCGCUCUUCGGCGAGAACAGCCUCGCCACACACGCCGAUGCGACGAGCAUUAUCAACAGCGUGCUGCUCGGCUGCGCUCCCGAGGACCCCGAUGAGCUGGGCCGGAACGCAUCGAUCGGCGCCUUCGGUGACUUGCUGGACAAUUUCGCCUCCCCGACGUCUACCCACACCGGCUGCGACUUGUUUCUACGGUCGCCGUCGAUGUCGGAGCGUCUGGGCCAGAAUUCUACCUCGCGCUUCAUCCGCGACACGGACAUCAGUAUCUUCUAUUCGCUCGAGGGCUUUGCGACGCAGGUUCCAUUUGUGAACCAGAUGUUCGUCCACUACGCUUCCUCCAUGGAGCACCUUUGCAUCGCCACGCUGCGCUAUCUGCGGUUCCCCACCGACCCUUUUCACGCGCGCCAUGCUCAGUCCACAGGUGAGCAGACGGUGGAGUUCUUGCUGAACUUCUGCGUGGAGCUGUCGAUGCUGAAGCGAACGUGCCGCAUCGUGAGCAAGUGGCAGAGUGAGGACACCGAAGCCCUGCACCCGUUUCACGUGAGCAACGACACGGACUCGGCGUUUCAGGCGCGCGUUUGCGGGUGGACUCGUCGUCACCGCCUGAACGGCAAGUUUCACCUGAGGACGAUGGUGACGGAGAUGAACCGAUACGCGAACCGGCGCUUCCCCGACUACGUGUCGGUGCUGCGACGGAUGGUGGAGCUGGAGCCGGGGCUGAAAGAGACGGAGACGGCUGAGGGCAUGAACUCCCUGUGCCGCCGUAUUUUAAAGAGCAGCAAGAGUACUGUGGUAGAGAUAGAGAGCCUCGAGGAUGCCCUUUAG
Molecule: messenger RNA, 4500 nt
Organism: Leishmania mexicana MHOM/GT/2001/U1103
Lineage: Eukaryota; Euglenozoa; Kinetoplastea; Trypanosomatida; Trypanosomatidae
Product: Na/H antiporter-like protein
Exons: 1
Coding region: 1-4500 (1499 amino acids)
Biological process (GO): proton transmembrane transport
Cellular component (GO): membrane
Molecular function (GO): sodium:proton antiporter activity
Source: RefSeq, a predicted model, not a curated record